This is a messenger RNA of Porites lobata, 4308 nucleotides long. The record is from the annotation of a GenBank genome assembly. NCBI's taxonomy places the organism in Eukaryota, Metazoa, Cnidaria, Anthozoa, Scleractinia, Poritidae.
UCGGUUUUGCAACUUAUUUUUAUUAUUUUUACUUUUUUGUAUUUCCCAGCGCUGAGUAUCAAAACUGGAAUAUGCAAUUUCACCAUUACUACUCCUGGUCUGUUUGCGUUUGAAAAGGUUUCCUUUGAGAAGCCUUUCAAUGGCGGGCAGGAUGUGAAAGUUUUCGUUUCCAAAAGCCACACAACAAAGAGUUAUAGUGGUGGAGAUGGCGCGGCUAUUUGGGUGGAAUCUGUUGAUAAUAAAGAAUUUACAGUUUGUGUUUUAGAGUACGGAGAUGGUUCUAGUGGGACUACGGAAGUGAACUGGAUGGCGCUGCAAUCUGUUCCUGUUGGCGCUCAACUAGACACAGUCUCGUUGGAUUCUUGGACUACUGGAGAAAAGUGUAAAAGGAUCGCCUUUGAAAAGGUUACCGCUGUUUCCCCUUGCGUUUUCGUUAAGUUAAUAGUUCUUACUGAUUUAGGUAUUUCUGUUUGCUCAAACCUAGACACAAGAUUUCACUACGUUAUUUUUUGAGCUUUGCUUGACUGAGUGGCUUUAACUUCCUCUUUCUUUAUUUAGCUCGUAGGAGCUGCAGACGUUCCAUUUGACUUCUUUCUUAUAUCUUUAAGUCAUGCGAUAUAACAUUGUUGCAUUAUAAAAUACGAUUCUUUAUUCGUUUACCAAGAUCUUACAUAUAUUGCUACCUCUAUUUUCUUCCAUCAAAGUUAUCUUGCAAUCUGUCCUCCACUUUUCUUGAUCAUUUCAAUUUUUUUAUUUACAUUAAUACAUCUUUAAAAAGCUUUAACAAUCUUCAUAUUUUUGCUAAUUUUUGCUCUAAAAAAUUUAGUGAGAAAGUCUAUAUUUCGAUUCCUUUUGUAUCUACGUUGCCAGGUUCAUGAUUAUCGUUUUAUUUGCAGAUUUGCAAAUUCUGUGUUUAAUUCGUAAAACUGUUCUUAGUUGUUUUUCAUCUGCACUAGGAAAUUCCAUCCAAUUUGCUUCUUUCAAGUUCAAAAUGAUUUUUUCUAUCACUCUUCCAUCGCUUUAUAUCAUACCCUUGUUUGUUUGAAAAAGAAAUGUAAUUAAUUAUUUUUUUUUUCCCUUUUACUUUUUCAGCGUUUCUCAAUUCCUCCGAGCAUUUACGUAACAGCUCGUCACCAAAUUCUCAAGAGACCUCAGGACGCCUUGGCCUUGUGGGUAGAGGAUGUACGCAGAGAUAGUUUUAAGGUUUGCCUCAGGGAAACUAAGAUUUUUGAUGGUCUGCAUAAAAACAUCAAGGUGGUAAGUGAAUUCCUUUUGUUACCUGUUACAUGUUUGAAAGUAGACUCACACGACAACCAAGCGGUUCCUCCCUUGCUGCAACUUACAGGGGCUGUGCUUUAGCAGAACCCAGUUGCCCCUGAGCUCUACCUUUGCUCUUUGCCCACUAGGAAAUCGUAGCUUUUAUCAUAGAGAUCCUAUGUUGGAUACCCUGUGAUUUACACAGGUUCAGAGCAAUGGGCUCCCUUCUCUUAGAAACAACCUUGACUUGAGAAAGAAUAUAUUGAUAACAUUGUUAAUACUUUUUCACUUGUCCUUCAGGACUGGAUAGCAUUUGUUAAGCUGAUGACGCUGAAUUUUACCUUGAUCCAUGGCCUUGUAACAACAAAGAAUAACUCACCACUAAACAAGCAACAAAACAACACUCUCUGUCAGGUAAAGUAACUAAUCAACUAUACUGUUUUGGUUUCUCAGUCACUUAUUAUAUUCAUAAAUAGAAAGUCUUUCAUAAGUUCAUGGAGCUCUGAUGUUGUUAUCGUUAACUAUUUAAACAAGAUAUAUAUCAUAUACCGCAUAUGUGUAGAAAAACUUAAGAUCGCUGAUUCUUUUCUUGUUUUUUUAGAUAAUAAAGUUCACUGAUGCUUUCUAUGCCCCUCCGGUAGUAAUGGUUUCACCAAGACUCAGUUACCGUAACAACAACUCUCGUUUCUCGGCUUCCGCAACUUGUAACGCAGUUACUGCGUGGAUUCAGGUAACAAAUAUGAAACUUGGAGCCAUUUUUCUUAGUCGUUGCGUCCUUCGGCUGCCUUCUUAUCUUUUCCCUUCUAAUUUACUUUUAGCAUUGUCUCUGUUUCAAUUUUUCAUGUCGUUUAAGGAGUCCAAAAAAGUUUUUUUUUGUUUUGUUUUUUCCCAAUUUUUCCAACCAACCUGUGCACGCCACGGUUUCGCUUUCUAAACGACCUUGGUGUACCUAGUUACAUAGUAGUUAUGGUAAGAAAAUACCUGAUGAUGCUUAAUGAUUGAUAAUCUGAUACUUCUAAUGAUUGUGUCUAGCAUACCUUUACAAACGAAACCGAGGUGUGUAUGAAAAGAUACAGCAAUAACGCCAAUUAUAAGGACAUCGUACAACUGGAUUACCUGGUGAUUGGAGGUACGUAAAAAAUAUAUCAAACCCUUGGUAAAGGCUGUAUGCUGCAGUGUAUCAAGUAUAUUUUAUGACAUGAAUCUUUUGAAGUUGUUUCAUGGAGAGCUUUUUUUCUCUACUUGAUGCUAUUUUUUGUUGUCUCUAUUUUGGGGGAUUGUAGAUUUGGUUGACUGAAAGAACAUGUUACUACUAUAAUUUCGUCGCAAUAAAUUUGUGUAUUCAAGAAAAUGAGAUUUUUUUUGAAAACUAUUAAGACUAAAUUUCUUUGGCACACUGGUGCUCCUGAUCACGAAAUUAAUAGGCUCAUAUGUGAUGUCAUAAGAAAAAAAAUCAGGAACUGAAAAACGGGAUCAUAUGCAUUCUUAUCCUUUUCUUAGAGUCGCCAGUGUCGCAUAUAACUACAAUGCACCUUAUUGGCAUCUUAAAGCAGUUUCAGUUUGUAAUUAAACGAAAUUUUUGCAGAGUCUAUACUUGUUUUCUUGCAUCUAAAGCCACGUGUCCCUUAAUUUACGUUAUAGUUUCUUAAUCUACGUCAGAGCCCCUUUUUUUCUGAAAGGGAUCCGAGUGAAGACUUGCACAAAUGGUGUGCCAAAAUAGCGGUAAAUUUGAACGUGUCAAAAAAUUCUCUUUAAUAACAUUGUGUUCAAAGCAAUUUUUUUUUCGCGCACUUUCUCAUAGUAAUGUGCAUUUUCAAUUCUAAAAAAAAAAAUUUUUAAGGUAUGGGCACUUUAAAUCUAAUCUGUUGUUAUUUGCUUAAUUAUCUUCAGACCUGGAUCCCUGCAUAGACGUUACGUGUUAUUAUCACAGCUUCUGUAAGGCGUUUGGACCCCAUGAUGCACGCUGUGUAUGUGUGGAUAGCUGCCCAUCUUACAAAGAACCCGUUUUCUCAUCAAAGGGCACUACGUACGACAACAGAUGUUUGUUUGAAAGAGAAGUUUGUCUACAUCGACUAAUUUUUACCUUAAAACAUCCUGGCAGCUGUGAAGGUUAGGACAGUUGUUUUUGAAUCUGUUAAAAAGUGAUAUUUGUUUUUAUUACAUUUCAGUAUCUUAGCGAAUUUUUUGAAUGAGCUAUUUACUUACCCUUGUAAUCUGGAGGGAAAACGGCGAUAGAUGCGUGACUUUAUGGAAGUACAGAAUUUUACGUAAUUUUGCUAAAACGCUUGACAGGGGCAAUGCUAAUAAGAAUACUGGUCAGAAAAAGUGGCUGAUACACUUCUGUUUUAAGCAUUUUUAGUCAAUACUCCACGAAAAUAUUUGUUGUUUUUUUUAUAUAUGUAUAACUGAAGCAAAUUUAAAACUGAUUCUUGUUCUCUGAGAUUAGUAGUAUAGUAGUAGUAGUAGUAGUCGUUUGCAUUUCGUACCCGGACGUAGCUCUGCCUAACAUAUCUGGAUAACGCCCUUUCCUAGAGUUAUAUUUUUUUAAGCAUAAUUGGAACUGAACCUUUUCUCUGCGGGAAGUAGUAGCUACAGUAAAUGUUCACUUUCCUUUCCUUUAGCGCUAAAAGGCUUGACCAGUUGCCACCGUGUAGCACUGCUCAAGAUGUAAGUUCUAAUCUCUCCAUAUCUUCUUGCCAUGCUAUUGACCUAAUGCAGUGACAAGCGACACAUUGUCUGCUGUGAACUUUUCCCAGGACUUCUAUGGUAGAGAGUAACAACCCUCUUUCUAAGAACCACUCAUUUGCUGCUUUGUUAACAUUUUUAAAUGCCCUUUGCUCCGCAUGCUUGUCAUACUAAUCUAUAGUUCAUCUUGAAAUGUGUUUUCUAGGAUUUCCUUUUCAGCGUGGUCGUCGUCACAUGCCACAUAUUUCAUCCUUGGGCUACUCUCACUGUCAUGCCAUUCAUUUCAAACCGUUUGUGUUUUACCCUGACAAACCCAUUCAAGUGCAGAUAACUGUCAAUCAUAUGGAUACCAGUGACAAAUCGUAA